Miscanthus lutarioriparius is the source of this 276-nucleotide messenger RNA. NCBI's taxonomy places the organism in Eukaryota, Viridiplantae, Streptophyta, Magnoliopsida, Poales, Poaceae. The record is from the annotation of a GenBank genome assembly.
AUGGAGGCGGAGGAGAAGCAGGACGACGGGUUCGAGCUCACCAGGGACGCCAUCAAGUCGCUGCUGGCGGACAUGUUCGUGGCCGGCACCGAGACGUCCUUCAUCACGCUGGAGUGGGCCAUGUCGGAGCUGGUCAGGAACCCCGCGGCCAUGGAGCGGCUCAAGAGUGAAGUCCGUGCAUCGGCGAAAGCCACAAGAGGAAGAGAACUUUCUCUCCUGCGACGCGACGAUCUAGGCCGCACGCGCUCGAUCGGACGGCAGAUAGGCACCGAGUAG